AUGGGGAACUUUAUCGGGCACGUGUACCCUGGGCUGUUUCUGUUCUUAUACGGACUGCAUCAGACAAUAGUGGUUUCCAAAGCCGCGCUAUUCAACACCUCUCUCCUGUACCCUUCAUCCCCUUCCAGGGGUCAGGGAAGAUGGGCCUUGCUGUGGAAAAUCUCCUACGGAGGGUUGCUGAAGACAGUGACUGGCUCCAUCUUGAUCGUGUUUGAGAUCAGCUGUGUGCCAGGAGGGUUGGUAUUGAUGAAUAGAGACAUGCCACCCAGGUUCAUGCACCCCAAGGAGUGGCAGCACCUCACCAUGUUCAUCCUCCUCACCCUCAGUGGCUGUGUAGACAUCGUGAGCAAGAACCUGCUGCCCCAGCGGAGUGUGGUCCUGGAGCUGGGCGUCCGCAUGCUGGCCUUCCACGUGCUCCUGCUGCUGCUGCUGUCGCACACGCAGGGCACAGCAGGGGUGGAGCUGCAGGUCCACGCCCUGCUCGUCCUGGUGGUCUUCCUGCUGGUGCUGGUGUUGACGGCAGAGCUGUGGGCUCCCGACACGGUUCACCUCUGGCUGAUGGAGACCUUUCUGUUUCUGAUGAUGGGCUCCUGGCUGAUGCAGGCAGGCUUUAUCCUUUUCAAGCCAGUCUCCAGCUACCCGUGGCAGGACGAUGACAUAAGCGACAUUAUGUUUGUCACCACGUUCUUCUGCUGGCAUGUGAUGGUCAACGCCUCGUGUCUGUUAGGGAUCUACGGCUUCUCUGUCUUCUGGUAUCGUUGUGACAGUGCUGGCUUGAAGGCGACAGGUUUCAGAGAGGCUCCGUAUCACACCAGCCCUCCGGGGCCCCUGUACAAGUUACUGCAGGAAGAGGAUCCGUCAGAGAAAGAUGACCAGGCUCUCCUCCUUGAAGCAAGCUCACGCUGA
Echinops telfairi (small Madagascar hedgehog) is the source of this 906-nucleotide messenger RNA. RefSeq names its product transmembrane epididymal protein 1A-like. The record is from RefSeq and is a predicted model, not a curated record. Bases 1 to 906 code for a protein of 301 amino acids. NCBI's taxonomy places the organism in Eukaryota, Metazoa, Chordata, Mammalia, Afrosoricida, Tenrecidae. The transcript has a single exon.